Messenger RNA from Coffea eugenioides, 1767 nucleotides. RefSeq names its product protein NRT1/ PTR FAMILY 1.1-like. The coding region runs from base 1 to 1767 and encodes 588 amino acids. Gene Ontology annotation, biological process: transmembrane transport; oligopeptide transport. The record is from RefSeq and is a predicted model, not a curated record. Gene Ontology annotation, molecular function: transmembrane transporter activity. NCBI's taxonomy places the organism in Eukaryota, Viridiplantae, Streptophyta, Magnoliopsida, Gentianales, Rubiaceae. The transcript has 4 exons. Gene Ontology annotation, cellular component: plasma membrane.
AUGGAGCUUUGUUCAGAUUCCAUGACGACCGUCCAACAGGUCUCAAAGCGGAAAGGAGGCCUUAUUACCAUGCCGUUUAUCAUAGCAAAUGAGGCAUUUGAGAGAGUUGCAAGUGUUGGCCUUCACAUAAACAUGAUCUUAUACCUGACAGGCGAGUAUCACUUCGAUAAUGCCACAGGUGCAAGCAUUUUGUUUUGGUGGGCAGCCAUUUCAAAUUUCAUGCCUACCUUUGGAGCUUUUCUUUCUGAUUCUUACUUGGGUAGAUUUCGCGUGAUUGCGCUCGGAUCAGUUGUUAGCCUCCUUGGACAAGCUGCUUUGUGGUUAACAGCCUUACUUCCAGAAGCAAGGCCUCCUCAUUGCGCGCACUAUCCAGACAAUUGUGCCAAACCAAACGCAGGCCAGCUUGCUCUCCUCUUUUCAGCUUUUGCACUGAUGUCCAUUGGAGCUGGAGGCAUUAGGCCAUGCUCUUUAGCCUUUGGGGCUGAUCAAUUUGAUAACCCUGAGAACCCAAAAAAUCAGAGAAUCUUACAGAGCUUUUUCAACUGGUAUUAUGCUUCUGUGGCAAUAUCGGUCAUCAUUGCAAUCAUAGUCAUAGUGUAUAUUCAAAAUAAACUUGGGUGGGUUUUGGGAUUUGGAGUUCCCGUGGCCCUCAUGUUGGUUUCAAUUGUUACGUUUUUCUUGGGUUCUAAACUAUAUGUCGUGGUCAAAGCAAACAAGAGCUUGAUGACUGGUUUUGCUCAAGUAUUAGUCGUGGCCUGGAAAAACAAACACCUAGCUUUGCCACCAAAAAUUUCAGAUGGAGGGUAUCAUCAUGAGAAGGGGUCUAAUCUCGUUUCUCCCACUGAAAAACUAAGGUUCUUCAAUAAAGCUUGCAUUGCGAGAAACCUCGAUGGAGGGUUGGAGGCUGACGGAUCAAUUUGGGAUCCCUGGAAAGCCUGUACGGUUGAACAAGUAGAAAACUUGAAAGCACUUAUCAAAGUACUACCAAUCUGGUCUACUAGCAUCAUGAUUGCCGUAACUAUUAGCCAGAAUUCUUUCCCUUUGCUCCAAGCAGGCACCAUGGAUAGGCGCAUAAUUGGAAACUUCAAAAUUCCACCAGCCUGGCUCUAUGUCUUUGCAGUCCUAACAAUGGGAAUAUGGGUGGCUAUCUAUGAUCGAAUACUCGUUCCUUGGCUAGCCAAGUACACGAAGCACAAACGUGGCCUUAGCUUCGAGCUGAGGAUCGGAACUGGCCUAUUUCUUUCUUGUCUGGCCACAGGAAUGGCAGCGGCAGUAGAAAGAACCAGAAGAAACAGAGCAAUCAGCUUAGGAUUAGCAGAAAAUCCACUAUCAGUAGUGAACAUGUCUGUUUUUUGGUUAGCACCACAGUAUUGCAUGACUGGAUUAGCCGAGGCGUUCAAUGCUAUUGGGCAGAUAGAGUUCUAUUAUGCUCAUUUCCCAAAGAGUAUGGCUAGCAUUGGAGUGGCCCUUUUUGCAUUGGGACUGGCUGUUGGGAACUUGGUAGCAAGUCUGAUUGUGCUGAUAGUGGAUCAUGCUUCUAAAACUGAUGGAAAACCUAGUUGGGUUUCGAAUAACCUUAACGAAGGUCACUACGAUUACUAUUAUUGGGUACUUUGCCUUCUGAGUUUAGUCAAUUUCUUCUACUUUAUCUUCUUGUACUUCUUCGUCGACUGUUACGGGGAAGAAAAGUUCAGAGAUAACAAUGAGGGAGAAUGCAUGGAGGAAAAAGAAGAAGCGAGUGCCAAGUCAGUCAGCAGUGUCUUCUAG